Molecule: messenger RNA, 3840 nt
Organism: Dictyostelium purpureum
Lineage: Eukaryota; Evosea; Eumycetozoa; Dictyosteliales; Dictyosteliaceae
Exons: 2
Coding region: 1-3840 (1279 amino acids)
Biological process (GO): regulation of mRNA splicing, via spliceosome
Cellular component (GO): spliceosomal complex
Molecular function (GO): RNA binding
Source: RefSeq, a predicted model, not a curated record
AUGAGCCAAAGUAAUAGCCCUAACAGCAACAAUAAUAAUCACAAUAAUAGCUCAAAAGAAAUUAAUAACCUAACAUCAAUAAGCUCAUCAAAUAAUAUCAACCAACAAUUUAAUAAUCCACACAAUGAUAAAUUAGUUUUACUAUGUUCGUCGUGUCACAACAAAAUCCCUCAAGAUGUUAAAGAAUUAAAUGAAAAGGUUUUACCUGGUUUUCACGAUCUUAAAUACUCAUUCACCUGCAAAAACUGUUCUUCAUCUAAAACCCCAAUCCUGUUCCAUUUGGGUAAAUCUUGGAAAUGUGUAAUUCAUACCGCCUUAUUUAAUAUGGAAAGACAAAACAACCAAAGAUUCUUUCACCAUUCGGAUGUUACAAACUAUGUAACAAAAUAUCCAAAUGUAUUUUUACAUGAUAAAUCAUUAGCUGAUAUUUCAAAAGCAGUAUCAAUGGCUUUCUUUAAUAAUAAGAACUAUUUUGUAUCUGGUGGUCCAUAUACUGGUAAAUGGGCAAACCCAAAGCCAUCAGAAGUUGGUGAUAUUGACCAAAUGGAAAAUAUAGACUCACCACCAAACAAUGAAAGCUAUUAUAAUGGUAUCGAAGAAGUAGGCGGUCAAAGUAAACAACAACAGCAACAACAACAACAACUAUUAAGCCCAUCUAGAUCAAGAUCAAGAUCAAGAUCUCGUUCUCGUUCAAGAUCACAAUCUGUAUAUAGUGGCGCAAGUGGUAGAUCUCGUUCGAGAUCAAUAAGUGUUUCACCAAAUGGUACAAGAGGUCGUUCAAGAUCAAGAUCAAAUAGUCGUUCAAGAUCUCUAUCAAAUAGCAGUGCCAGUUUAUCGAGAUCAAGAUCAAACUCAUUAAACAAUAGAAAUAAUAAUAAUAAUAAUGAACGUCGUGAUCGUCGUGACCAUCAAAACGACUCACCCUCUCGCUCUCCAUCCCAAUCAAAUAGCGAAUCAGAGUCAAAUAGUGAUUCUGAAUCAUAUUUAGAAAAGAAAUAUCUUGUUUGUUCGACUUGUAAAGAAUUAUUUUCGUUUGAUCCAUCAUUAAGCCGUGUCGCACCCGGUCAGUUCGACAAGAACUAUGAAUAUGUUUGUAAAUUUUGCUCUGAUGAUAACCCACAAUUAAAACACCAUCCAAAAUCAUGGACCAAAAUAAUUCAUACUGCAUUGCACAAUUUAGAAUUAGAAAAAAAAGUAAGAUUCCACCCCAAAAAAGAUAUAUAUCAAUAUAUCGUUCAACAUCCAAAAGAGUUAAUGAUCGAUUCAAAACAAGAGGUUACACCUGCCAUCAUCAACUUCAUUUUAUUAUCGGGUAGAAGUUUAUUUAUCAACUCUUUUAUAAAUCAAAGACUCUGGUGUAAUAGAAAGAAAAGAGAUAAGGUCGAAACAGAUUCUAGAGGUGUUUUAUUAUUGAGUAAGGAAAUUUCAAAGAAACGUUCUCACACUGAUUUCGAAGAUCAAUCUGUACGUGAUCACCAAUCCAACAAUGGUGCCUCCCAUCACCAUGACGGCAAAGAUAUGGGUUCACCAUUAAUUUCAACUUCAAUAUUAAAUUUAAAUCAUCGUGACCAUCGUGAUCAACAUGGUAAUAACUUCCCUGGCUCAUCUUCUCAUCACGGUGGUGGUAAUCACCAUGGAUCAUCACAUCAUGGUGGCAACAAUCAUGGAUCGUCUACACAUAGCAACUAUCACCAACAACAAAAAUCAAAUAAUGAAAUUCUUAAAUCAACCAUUCUUUCAAAUUUAAACAAAAAUGGUGGUGUUGUAAACUCUGGUAAUGUUGCAAUUCAAAAUAUUAAAUUUACCCCACUACUUUGCAAUCAUUGUAAAGGAGUUUUUCCAAAUGCUGCAGCAGAACUUUUAGAAGAUACUCCAGGCAUGAUUAUUCCAAGUCAUAUUGAUAAACGCUACACCUAUAUUUGUGGUAAUUGUAGUGAUAAAAAAGUAGCCACUUUAACCCACCUACCAAAAUCAUGGAAAGUUAUUGUUCAUACUACUCUUUAUAAUCUUGGCAUCAUCAGCGGUCAAAAAUUUUCAUCAAACAAAACACUAUAUUCAUUCAUCUCUGACAACUCAAAUACUUUAUUAUUAGGAGGCAAAACCAUUGACUAUUUAAACAAAAAUUUGAGUGGAGUACUUUCAUCUUACAAAAAUCUAUUCUGUUCCUCUGGUAGAAAUAUGUGGGGAAAUGUUUCACAAUAUCAAGAAGAUGGCAAAAAAAUGAAUAUGGAUGAAGAUGAUGAUAAAAAUUCUGAUGAUGAAUAUUCACACAGAAAGAAAAAAUUAAAAUCAAACAAUAGUAAUAAUAGCAAUAAUAUCAUCAGUAGUACCAAUAAUAACAUAAACAAUCUCAAUAAUAAUAAUGAUAAGAUGAUAAUUGAUGAAACAGAAACCAUUUCAUUGCAUAAUUCCCCAACUGCAGUAACAAGUAAUAUUAUUUUAAAUCAUAGUAAUAACAAUGUAAAUAAUCUUUCAAACAGUAAUAACAUCCCUUCCUCUAAAGUUAUUUUAUUAUCAAAUAAUAGCGGUAAUAAUGGUAAUAUAAAUAACAACAAUAGUAAUAAUAAUGUAAAUAAUUUAUCAUCUAAAAGAAAUGAUGAUCCACCAUUUAAAAAAGAUACUACAAUCUCAACUCAAACUUCAACAUCAACUAUUUCUUCGCCAUAUACACAAACAAAUAGUAACAAUAAUAAUAAUAACAAUAAUAAUAAUAAUAAUAGCAAUGGUAGUAUUAAUAACAUUAGUAAUAAUAAUAAUAGUAAUAAUAAUAUAAGUAAUUUCAAAAAAUCAAACCCCUCUACACACCAACAAACAAAUUUAUCAUCUCCUUUGGCAUUUAAACCCAAUGAUUAUAAAUCUUCUGCCAAUAAACCAUUACCAACAUCAGCUAAUAAAACUCCACAACAAUAUCAUCAGCCUCUAUUCGAUGAAGAUUUGGUCGAUGAUAAUGCUGAAAUUAUUAUCCACGAUGAAAGAAUUCAAUCAUUAGUUGGCUUCUUAAAGGUCAAUGUUUCAAGUGAUUUGAAACUACUAAGAAGAGAAAUUGAAGAUAUGGAAAUACCAGAACUACGCAACUUGGAAUUUAGAUUUAUUUUAAAGAAGACCCCAAUUUCAUUAAAACAAGAACCAAUGUACAGUAUUAAAGACUGUUUAUUCCAAUAUAACAAUAGAAUUACCAUUGAAAUUAGAUCAAUUGUACCAAAUCCACAACAAUCCCAACAAUCAUACUCUACACCAAAUCCAUUUUUAAUGUCUCCACUUAACACACCAAACAAAUUAGCCAACAAUAAUACAAAUAGUGGAAAUAUUUUACAAUCACCACAAUUCUCAAAUAUUCCAGACAUCUCUGCUUUAUCAAAUCACCCAUUAUUAGUCCUCCUAUCACAAUUUGUAAAUCCAUCAAAUACCACCACACCUCUUCAAUCAACACCAUCGCAACAAUCAUCCCAGCAACCAAUUAAUAAAAAAUUACCAAUUACCAAAAUCUCAUCAGAUUUAGAUGAACAAGACGUUCCAAACCCAAAAGAAUCAUUUUCACCACCAACCAAAUCAUCAUUAAAUCAUCACAACCAAAGCUUAAAUGAAAGAGAAAAAGAAAAAGAAAGAGAUAAAGAUGAAGAUAUGGUCGAUGAUUUAAAUAAUGAAGAUUUAAAAUGUAAUGACAAAAACUUUACAAAUCUUUUAACAACUGUUACCUCAACUUCAACCUCGUCAUCGUCAUCAACCCUAUCCAAUAAUGGCACACCAUCCACAACAAAUAAUAAGAGAGAUGAGAGUAAUAAUAGUUUAAAACAUGAAUCAAAUUCCAAUUCACAACCAAUAGGCGCAGCAUUAAACUAA